Messenger RNA from Coccinella septempunctata (seven-spotted ladybird), 670 nucleotides. RefSeq names its product lysozyme-like. NCBI's taxonomy places the organism in Eukaryota, Metazoa, Arthropoda, Insecta, Coleoptera, Coccinellidae. The coding region runs from base 59 to 487 and encodes 142 amino acids. The transcript is spliced from 4 exons. The record is from RefSeq and is a predicted model, not a curated record.
CUGAUAACGUGAUCAAUUAAGAUGUUAGUAGCACGCGGAGAAGGUUCAUUACAAGACAAUGUCAAGAUUGACUGUUGUUUCCUUGAGUUUAGUACUUGGGGUUUUCCUUACCUACUCGGAUGUUAGUGGAAAGAAAUACACCAAGUGCGGUCUUACUAAUGUAUUGGAAGAUCUAGCAUUUCCUCGUUCUUACAUAGGAAAUUGGGUCUGUUUGAUUGAAAGUGAAAGUGGAAAAAACUCAUCGAAAGUGACGAUCAGAGCCAACAAUAGGCUUGGACUCGGGCUUUUCCAAAUUUUGAGUAGAGAUUGGUGUACUUUCCGUAAAAGAGGAGGUUUAUGCAAUGUUCGUUGUGAAGAUAUGCUUGACGAAAGUUUGGUAGACGAUGCUGCCUGCGCUAAAAAAGUACAAAAAGAACAGGGUUUCAAAUCAUGGAACGGAUGGAAUAGAAGCUGUAAAAGAAGGAAUCUUCCUAUACCAAACUGUUGAGAGACUGAGAGUUGUGAUAAUUGAAGGGGGAUAACCAUAAAAACAACACAAACCGUAAAAUAUUAUAUUUUAGUAUCAGCAAAUAUAUGAAGCAUUAAUAUUCUUAUACAAAUAAGUAACAAUAUUAUUAAAAUUUUAUAACAAAUUAUGUUAAUCAUGUACAAUAUAUAAUUUCAAUUUAAA